AUUCCAGGAGUCUGGACCAAGAGCAGACCGAAUCUCUCGAUGGAUUUUGUUUCACGAGUUAAUGAUGAGUGAACCAGUAUGUGUGUGAUAGCUCAAGUACAGAAUGUUCCAGGCAUCUGCAUUAGCCUUUGGCUCAAGCCAGCUCUACUUCCAGCUCUUUCGUCAUUGAGACGUACCAAGGAAUAUACAUUGUGCAUUUAACAAGGAAAAUAUGAUCCGAAGUAUGGGCUAUUCCCCAGUUCCAUCAUGUGGUCGAGAACAUCCGCAGAAGUGAUUGGAAUCAAACUACUCAUUUCGGAAUCUCUACCGACCAUCGAUACUCGCCCGAUUUUUAGAUAUUUUGGCUGUCCGAUUAGAGAGCCCUUGGUGCCUACGAGACCAGUCUGCACCUCGUCAAGGUGUCGUAAAAUUACAAGAUUGUACCAACAUCCUGCGGCAGCCUUGUUCUUUUUUCUGCGGCUGCACUCAUUGCUCUAUGAACCCCGAGCAGCAGUCCAUGCGAUACAGGCAGCUGAGCAGACUAAUCCGAAAUCUAGCCUGCACUUUACAGUCAAAAGCUUACAAGAAGUUGUUCUCCGAAUCGUGACCUGCUACUGAGUACAAUUCUCAAAAUGUAGAAGGCUGAUGAGUUUCAUCCAACCAGGCACGAGCAAGAGAACGAGGUGGAAAACCUGUAUCAGACCAAGUCAUAUAUUUUUUUGUGGUUCAUGUCCUUCCCAGUCACUAUUGGAUUGUUUGGUGAUGUGCCAUGUGCCUCCUCCUCAUCUAACAUGAGUGGAGUGAGAAAACACAUGUGAGACCAAAGUAUCUAGGCUCCCUUGGGCCAAUUGGUGGCGAGCCAGCAUCUUUCAUAUAAUUGUCCCAACAAUUAUUUGUAAUAAUGCCUUUCAUAACAUUUGUGAGCUCUGUAUUAUUUGUGGAACUGAUUGGAUGACAUACGAUUGUUCUUU
Messenger RNA from Marchantia polymorpha subsp. ruderalis, 950 nucleotides. The record is from the annotation of a GenBank genome assembly. NCBI's taxonomy places the organism in Eukaryota, Viridiplantae, Streptophyta, Marchantiopsida, Marchantiales, Marchantiaceae.